GCACGCAGGAGCCGGUCUGCUCGUCCGUCCGGUCCGCUGGAUGUAAACAGAAGGACGUUCCGCCUCCGGAGACAGCGGGAGAAAACAUGACCAAGCUGGAGCUGCUAAACGUGUUUCUGAACGACAGGCUGACGGCGGCCGCCGAGGAGAUCUUCCGCGCCGUGAAGGACGCGGUGCUGGAGCAGCAGGGCGAGCUGCUGCGCUCCCAGCAGGAGAACGAGCGCCUCAAACGGCUCCUCAACGUGGCCGUCCAGCGGCUCCUGCUGCAGCCAGAGCCUCACUCUGUCCAGCCCCAAGAUGAUGUCCAGCUCUGUGAGUCUGAAUGGAGAAGUAGUGUGGAGCUGCUGCCUCAAGUUAAGGAGGAACCAAAACUAAGAAACAUUCAAACCAAAUGUUUACUGGAAGCAGUGGACUCGGAGGAAGGAAAUUGCAGUCACGUUGAGCCACAGAGGUCACAUCCUCCACCAGCACCAACUGUCUCUCCACCUCCACUCACAUCCCUGGAAAUUAAGACGGAGACUGAUGGAGAGAACAGCAGGAAACAGCAGCCAACCAACAGCUUAUCAUCGUCCAUGACUGUUCAUUCAAACUGCAGAGCAGCUCAGAGCGAUUCUUGUGCCUCCUCUACAAAGAGUCACAGGACUCCAAAAACUGAUCAGCUGGUCAAGGGGCUACUUCGCUCAAAUGGAAAACAAGGUUCACACAUACUGCAGAUCAAAAAUGUGAGAUCCCUGAAGCCACCUCCACCUCGCUCCUCUCAUCCAAGCCAGGGCAUCCAGAGGUGGCACAGCUGUAAAGAGUGUGGCAAAGGCUUCAGCUUCGCCUGCCAGCUAGAGGUUCACAUGCGGUGGCACACAAAAGAGAAACCAUACAGCUGUGCCGUGUGCCGGAAGAGCUUCACCACUGUCAGCAUGCUGAAGAGGCACCACCGCAUCCACACUGGAGAGAAACCGUUCCGCUGCCAUGUGUGCGGGAAAUGCUUCAACCAGUCAGCACACCUCAACACCCACUUUAGGCUACACACCAGAGAGAGGGCCAGCUGGAGUCGAGCAUCUCACUGCAAAUGAACAAAGUCCCAUUAGCAGGAACCUGACCUAUGUGUAAACUCUUAAAUGCUUUAACUGGCCAGAUUUCAGCUUUAAACAGUGUACAGUAAUGGUGUUUGAUUGUGUCUUAUUGUUGUGCAAUAAAGAGUGGUACAUGAAGA
Molecule: messenger RNA, 1207 nt
Organism: Stegastes partitus (bicolor damselfish)
Lineage: Eukaryota; Metazoa; Chordata; Actinopteri; Pomacentridae
Product: zinc finger protein 45-like
Exons: 2
Coding region: 87-1067 (326 amino acids)
Biological process (GO): regulation of transcription by RNA polymerase II
Molecular function (GO): RNA polymerase II cis-regulatory region sequence-specific DNA binding; DNA-binding transcription factor activity, RNA polymerase II-specific
Source: RefSeq, a predicted model, not a curated record